This is a messenger RNA of Carassius gibelio (silver crucian carp), 2030 nucleotides long. Its product is annotated as AP-2 complex subunit mu-A. Bases 212 to 1537 code for a protein of 441 amino acids. Gene Ontology annotation, biological process: clathrin-dependent endocytosis; intracellular protein transport. The transcript has 13 exons. Gene Ontology annotation, molecular function: clathrin-cargo adaptor activity. The record is from RefSeq and is a predicted model, not a curated record. Gene Ontology annotation, cellular component: cytoplasmic vesicle; AP-2 adaptor complex. Lineage: Eukaryota; Metazoa; Chordata; Actinopteri; Cypriniformes; Cyprinidae.
UUGCGUCGUCGCUCGUCACACGCACGCGCACCGUGAUCUCUGUCAGCUGACUUCCUGUCUGAGGGAGGGACUGCUGCGGCUAGCGUCCCGCUAAUCCUUCAGAUCCCGAAAAACACCAAGGAGAGGAAACGGUACAUUCCGCGCCGAUCCGUGCGGACACUAAGUAGGAGGAGGUCCCACCAUGGAAUGUGAGGUCUGAGGGGCAGCCACCAUGAUCGGAGGACUGUUCAUCUACAACCAUAAAGGGGAGGUGCUCAUCUCCCGCGUCUACCGUGAUGAUAUUGGACGCAAUGCAGUGGAUGCGUUCCGCGUGAACGUGAUCCACGCCCGUCAGCAGGUGCGCUCCCCCGUCACCAACAUCGCCCGCACCAGCUUCUUCCACAUCAAACGCUCCAACAUCUGGCUGGCUGCUGUCACCAAGCAGAAUGUCAACGCCGCUAUGGUGUUCGAGUUCCUCUACAAGAUGUGUGACGUCAUGACGGCUUACUUUGGGAAGAUCAGCGAGGAGAAUAUCAAGAACAACUUUGUGCUGAUCUACGAGCUGCUGGAUGAGAUCCUGGACUUUGGAUACCCACAGAACUCAGAGACCGGAGCACUGAAGACUUUUAUCACCCAGCAGGGCAUCAAGGGCCAGCAUCAGACUAAGGAGGAGCAGUCUCAGAUCACCAGCCAGGUGACGGGGCAAAUCGGCUGGCGUCGUGAAGGCAUCAAGUACCGCCGCAACGAGCUCUUCCUGGAUGUGCUGGAGAGCGUCAACCUGCUGAUGUCUCCACAGGGUCAGGUCCUGAGCGCUCACGUCUCCGGUCGGGUGGUGAUGAAGAGCUAUCUGAGUGGGAUGCCUGAAUGCAAGUUUGGCAUGAAUGACAAAAUCGUCAUUGACAAACAGGGGAAAGGAGGAACCACUGACGAUCCCGGGAAAAGUGAGUUAGGGGGAAGUGGGAAACAGUCCAUAGCUAUCGACGACUGCACUUUCCAUCAGUGUGUGCGUCUCAGCAAGUUCGACUCGGAGCGCAGCAUCAGUUUCAUCCCUCCUGACGGGGAAUAUGAGCUCAUGAGGUAUCGCACCACUAAGGACAUAAUCCUGCCCUUCCGGGUCAUUCCACUGGUUCGAGAGGUCGGUCGCACAAAGCUGGAGGUCAAAGUUGUCAUCAAAUCUAAUUUCAAGCCCUCACUCCUGGCACAGAAAAUAGAGGUGCGUAUUCCUACGCCUCUGAACACUAGUGGAGUGCAGGUGAUCUGUAUGAAAGGAAAAGCCAAAUACAAGGCCAGUGAGAAUGCCAUCGUGUGGAAGAUCAAACGCAUGGCAGGAAUGAAGGAGUCUCAGAUCAGUGCUGAGAUCGAGCUGCUGCCCACUAAUGAUAAGAAGAAGUGGGCCCGUCCUCCCAUUUCCAUGAACUUUGAGGUUCCGUUUGCUCCCUCGGGGCUGAAGGUGCGUUACCUGAAGGUGUUCGAAUCUAAACUCAACUACAGUGACCACGAUGUGAUUAAAUGGGUGCGAUACAUCGGACGCAGCGGAAUCUACGAGACGCGAUGCUAAUGAGCCGCUGAGCAGAGGGACCAGCUCUUACUCUCCUAUAAAUAUAUGAUGUUUCCCUCCUUCCUUCUCCUCAAGAUUUCUGGAUUAAUUAAAAAGGCUACUUACAAAAAUAUGCAAAAUGUGAAAUGUAGUUAAUUGUAUGUGUUUGUACGAGUGUUGUAAUGAACAGAUCCAGUGGAGGGCAGUGGGUAGUGCAGUGUGUGUCGUCAGUCAGUUAAACCCCAGCUUCCUGUUCACUGUAGUCAGUCUUACGGGGAUCACUGUCCAGUUUGUCGUUGGCUAUUCUCCCAUAUGUCAUACUCUCAGUAUCUUCUUGCUAUCUCUGUGACCGUUUAGUUCAAUAUAAAUAUAUAAUGGGAAAAAAAACAUUGUGUUGGAGUGUAUUUGUCUUUUGAAGACUCCUUUUUCUUCAGUUAACAUAUCACAUGUCCAGUGUUGGGUACUGACUAUUAAAUGUCAUCUGGAUUAUGUAAUCCGAUAUUAUAUUUCAAAA